GAACUAUCAGAAAGUUAUAAGUAUAGAACUUGGUACUUUCAGCAUCCAACAGUAUUUCCCCACCCUGUAUCGUUGAAUCGUCGACCAGUCUGUGUUUUGGUGCAAGUACGCAGAAGGAUAACAAGACGUUUUAUUCGUGUGAAGGCUGUAUCAGUUCAAGACAUUGUGAAACCUUAAGGUAGCAUUUUUGAAUGCUGUCACCAGGUGUUGUCCAGUAGGACGUCCUGGCAAGACAAGGGACGCUGUCUGGUACUGUACGGUGUGCCAUGUUGCACAACGAUGUACGUGACACUGCUGUUAGCGCUUCUGUUGGCACUUGUUACACCAGAGAUUGAGGGGCAAGAAGCCCGGUACACCGAGGUCCCCAGAGAGACCACUGUCGUGGAGGGGGACAACGUUACAUUAAACUGUAGCGUCGAGAAUAUCACAAACGACACGUCAGUCAAGUGGUUCGGUCCGCCAAAUUACCACUUCAGGACAGAGGGCAGAAACUCUGGACACCCCAGAUACACGAUUGUCGGGGACCCGUCUGAAGGUGAGUACAACCUUCACAUCACUAACGCCAGCAAGUCGGACAAUGGGCGGUUUCGGUGUUGGGUACGGGAGGUGCGACAGGACCCUGCCGAGGCCACCCUGACCGUUAAGGACAGGAUGACAAGCGCUGCCUCAAGCCUACAAGGUUUCUAUCUGAAUUUUCCGGUCAUCAUAUUGGCUAUGCAGUGCUUCGCUAAAGCAUACGUUGUGAAUUAAGAUCACAGGGACUUUAUGAUACGCCUUGAUGCAAGGCAGAGUAUAAUAUUAUAUAUUUUUAAAAUGCAUAUAAAUAUAAUAUGUAAUUGUGUCGUAAAUAUAUAUUAUAUAUAACUGUGUCCUAACCGAAAUUCUGGCGUUAUCAAUCUUGACAAGGAAGAGUACAGUAUGCACCCUUUUGACUCGCAACAUAACGGUGGAGAUCACAAUGUAUAGUACCAUUGUCAAUAUUGUAUUAUAAGUACAUGUAUAUUUGUUAACAUAGACAAAGAGGCUGGGCCUUAAGGUCUUUGCACUGCCAUAGAAACGUCAAGAUAAUUCUAGUAUAUCAUACGUUUAUAUAAAAGUCAAUAUGUAUAGUAAUUUUAUGAUUUAUAUAAUUGCAAGUAUAACUUUCGGUUGGGGGCAAGUAGUAGUGAUUUUUAAAUUGCCCGACCGAAUCCUAUGUCUGAGUAAUGUUUCUAUGAUGCAUAUGUAUGACAUUUCUUCGGUAGAAGCUACUCACUGUCCAUAACAUUUGGUAGCAACUGGAUUACAUGUUACUACUUUGUAGAGAUGAGUUCUCUACAUCUACAUAUACUCCUACAGCUGGACUCAAUGGGUAUCAAGCAGGUGGAAUUAACAUUGUGAAAUAUUACAUAAAUUUUGCCGUUGAGAGAGACCACGUGUACAUUUAAACUAUAAAAUUUGAUUACACGUACUACAUCUAUGUCAUGUUUUCGAGAAAGUUUGUUCAAUAUAUCAUUUCACUGCCCAGACUACAUUGGUAUUCUACUGCAAUGUUUUUCUCCAGGCUGAAUUAAAAGCCUUUUUUGGUGAAAUAAAAUACUACGUUCAGCUCUUCACUGCCACUUACCACUAUUAAAGAAUACAUUAACUGUGUAUUUUCGUUCAUUAGGUUGAAACUAACUAUAAGUAAAGUACAGACGGCCUUGAAAAUAAAGAACACACAAGGCAAUGGUGUAUAAUGUGUACAAAUGUAUAUCAUUUGAUGGCCUUCGUGUCUAAUGCAAAACCACAAUGUCCCUGUUUUUUGCUGUCGUAUGAACUGCUUGUAUCUCCUGUUAUUACAUAGCUCAAAAAGUGAGCUCAUAUAGAUACACCAUAGAUCUUCAAAUACUAAUGUCAACAAAAAAGUAAAAUGUCUUAAAUAAACGUCUUACAUUACAGGCCAAGGUCGAGGGGAAAAGGGAAAAGCCAAUCGCGUUUGAAAUGUUACGAAGUGUUAAGUAAAGACCUUAACCCACCCCCUACCAUUGAACUUGGAGAAUGACCGUACAGUCGUUUUCACACUUGUACUUCUUUCUAAGUCGUAAGCAGUUUCGUACAGUGUAAGAAAUGAUAUGGCUUCUAAGGUAUACAUACACAUCACUGAAUAACACAUACAUACAACAUGAUCUAACUAAUAAUACUAAGUGAAAUGUGAAUGUUCACCAAUAUGAGCAAUGUAUGUCUGACUUGAUUUACGAUUGUACAAUAGACAGUAGCGGAUAUGUACAGCGUUAUUCGACUGGUCCAUUAUUUCGAAAUGAGAGUGAAGCCAAUCAAAAGUUAUCUACCAUAGAAGUUAUCUACCAUAAAUCUAUCCCGAUUACAUGGUAUGUCUGAAGAAUUCAACAGUAAAAUAAAAACAACAAAGAACUGUAAUAUCUG
Molecule: messenger RNA, 2403 nt
Organism: Branchiostoma floridae (Florida lancelet)
Lineage: Eukaryota; Metazoa; Chordata; Leptocardii; Amphioxiformes; Branchiostomatidae
Product: kin of IRRE-like protein 1
Exons: 4
Coding region: 280-750 (156 amino acids)
Biological process (GO): cell-cell adhesion
Cellular component (GO): cell-cell junction
Molecular function (GO): cell adhesion molecule binding
Source: RefSeq, a predicted model, not a curated record